AUGCCGGCCAGCAAGGCGCCGUCGAAGCGAUCUCCCCCGCUUCACGACUCGCUUGCCACGUGUCAAGCGGUCAGCAGUGCGAGACCCGCUCACGAAGAGAAGGAGGAAAGGGACGCGGUGUCGGCUAACGGCCGGCCCCCAGCCGGUCAGCCGGUUAACGUCCGGCAGCCUGACGGCGCGUCGGUGGAGCCGGCGAACGGGACGAGCAACGGCACGGCCUCAGCGAAUGGUGCAGCGACGAGCGGAUGGAGUGGAGAGGAGCUGAUUGGCUACGAAGGGAAAGGCAUGCAGCAGAGACUUCGCGUGGCGGUCGACGUUGAUGAAGGUGUGGAAGUGCUCGCAGGAAGAAGGCUCCCUCCCCCCAACCACCCCGCCUUCCCCCUCCCCCCCAUUCUUCCGCCUCCCUUCACAGCCAACCACCGUGUGCACGACUUUUUCAAGUCGGCACAUUUCAACGACGGCAUCCCCAUCAUUCCCGGUGCCUUUGACACACUGCGCCGCCUCUCCCACUUCACCGACCUCGUUGUUGUCACGUACGCUCGCUUGCUCCCUGCUCCCUGCUCCCUGCUCCUCUCUCUCUCUCUCUCUCUCUCUCUCUCUCUCUCUCUCUCUCUCUCUCUCUCUCUCUCUCUCUCUCUCUCUCUGCCCCUUGCCUUGCUGCGCUGCCUCUCCCACUUCACCGACCUCGUUGUCGUCACGUAUGCUCCCUUGCCCUCUCGCCCUCACCCCGCUUGCUCUCUUGCCCUCUCGUCGCGGCAGCAUGUGAUUCGCGAGCCCACAUUGGAGUGGUUGGACAACCACUUCCCCGGGGUCUUCUCCUCAGUGCACUUCGGCAAUCACUUCGCACUCGAAGGCACACCCCGACCCAAGUCCGAGAUGUGCCGGGAGCUGGGUGCGGAGGUGCUGAUAGACGACAACCCGCGGUACGCCCUGGAGUGUGCGGAGCACGUCAUCCAGGUGCUGCUCUUACUAUUCACAAACCCAACCCCCCCAUUCCCCCUUCCCCCCUCCUUCCCCCCACUCUACAGGGAGCUGGGUGCGGAGGUGCUGAUAGAUGACAACCCGCGGUACGCCAUGGAGUGUGCGGAGCAUGGCAUCCAGGUGCUGCUCUUUGAUUGGCUGCUGCAGUACCCCUGGAGCAAGACGGCGGGCGGCGGGCCGCACCACGAGCUGAUCGAGAGGGUGCGGGAUUGGGGCGAGGUGGAGGUGGCUGUCAGGCGCAUGGCGGUUGAUAGGGCCAUGCCGUGGAUUAAGGAGGAGAGGAAGAAUGCACACAGAUAA
Messenger RNA from Closterium sp. NIES-65, 1281 nucleotides. Lineage: Eukaryota; Viridiplantae; Streptophyta; Zygnematophyceae; Desmidiales; Closteriaceae. The record is from the annotation of a GenBank genome assembly.